Moneuplotes crassus is the source of this 740-nucleotide messenger RNA. The record is from the annotation of a GenBank genome assembly. NCBI's taxonomy places the organism in Eukaryota, Ciliophora, Spirotrichea, Euplotida, Euplotidae.
AUGCAAGAAUAUACACUUCUGCAGGAAGAAAAGUUUGUGAGUAAAAAGAUAGAACAGAACCAAUUAGAAAGUCCUGAAGAUGUGGUAGUAUCUUUCUCUGCUUCAGAGGCUUCAGGGGAUACUCUUAAUGAGAAUUUGGUAAAGAUUACCCUCUUCCAGCCAACUAUUGCCACUGUGAUGCAUCUGAAUUCGAAAGCGAUCAAAGUGAUGGCUAAAAAAGUGGUUUCAAGGCUGCAAAUUCAUCAUCUUAAGAAAAUUUAUUUCAUUUUUGAUAAGAAUAAAGUAUUCAGACUAGGAAAGGGAGGUAAAUUCUUCAGAAACUGCGUCAGGAUAAUCUCAAAAAUGAGUCCGCAGCCAGGUACAACGUUCUGUUUCUUCAGAUGAUUCAUAAAAGUCAAGGAGUUUCUUAAGCUGAUGCAUGCUGGAGCUCAUCAUGAAAAGAUUGAUUUCUUCUCAUGAGCUGUGGAAGGAAUCAAUGAAAUAAGACAGAUCAAAUUUGAUAAAAAAUACAACUUCAAAUGUACAGAAAUAACUCUUGAUAUCAUGAAUUUAACAUCAGAAGAUUUGAAAUAAGAUUCUGAAGGCUAUCCAAGCCAAUAGUUCCCUGAGUAUAAGCCUCAAGAAAAUCUAUAUCAAUGAAAGCUUUGUUUCCACCUUCUUUGCCAAUAGGAGUGCUGAGAGAUAUGGCCUUAGCCAUAUCAAGAUUGAGGACAUUUCUAAGAGAUCUCUGACUCCGUAAA